UCGGUGGAAAACACACUUUGGAGUGUGCGGAAUAUCGGGCUGGUGCGAGGCUCUUUGUAUGUAAAUACCGUGUUUAAAAAAAAAAAGGAAAAAAUCACACCCUCCCUCUCUCGCUGACACACACGCACACACACGCGGAAGGGCCCUCCCCACGCCGGUAAUUAACUGACACGUUAUACCACUCAUCACCAAUGGUGGAAGCUCGGAGCUCGCCCAAAACCCGCAAUUUCACAUCUGCAAACACUGUCUUCAUCCACUUGACUUCCAAGACCCGCCCACACGUGGCCAACCUUUCCCGGGUUUAAUGUAUUUUUUUUCUCCCUCCUCUCGGCAGGUUCAUGUGUGGGGACCAGCCUUAUAUGGACUGUUCGCUCCAGCAAUGGCUCGGUUUUUUCAAGCGGCAGGCACGGGUUCGGGGUGUUUAAGCAAGAUCCAGAAGUGAUUUUUUUUCUUUUUUUUUUCUUUUUUUUUUCUUUUUUUUUGGCGUGUCUUUUCCCCCUUUCCCCUGGAGUUACAAACUAUUUCCGAAGCCAGCUGCUGCUCCCGCUCUCUGAAUUUUCCCCCGUGGCAGAACAAGCCCGUAGAAACCACCACCGCAGAGAUCCACCGCUGCGGCCGGGGCUCCGCUUCUUCUUUUGCACAAAACCCUUCGGUUAUUUUUCUAUAAAUCUAGAUUAUUCUAUUCCCCCCCCACGCCCCCCCAACACCCUCCACGCGUGCCGCCGCCCCGCAGCCUCCUCCCCCGGCUGCCGCGUGCGGGGCUCUUCGCCGCCGCUCCCCCGUGUUGUGCGUGGGCUCCCGUGACGCGGCGGAUCGGCGGAGCUGCUCCCCCAACUUUCCUGCCUCGAAUUGGCCGGAACAUGUCUCUGACCAACACAAAGACGGGCUUUUCGGUGAAGGACAUUUUGGACCUCCCCGACACCAACGAUGAGGACGGCUCCGCCGCGGAGGGCGGCGAGGAAGAGAGCGAGGCGCCGGAGCCGCCCAAGAAAGCGGGAGUUUUGGGACAAACCCCCUUGGACACUGUUCAGACGCUGCCUUUGAAGAACCCUUUCUAUGAUAAUAGCGAUAAUCCCUACACGCGCUGGCUGGCGAGCGCCGAGGGCAUCCAAUACUCCCUGCACGGGCUGACGGCCGGCGGCGGCGGCCAGGACCCCUCCGCCAAAUCGCCGGAGCCGUCGGCCGACGAAUCGCCCGACAACGAGAAGGAGGCGGCGGGCGGCGGGGACGCGGGGAAGAAGAGGAAGAGGAGGGUGCUCUUCUCCAAGGCGCAGACCUACGAGCUGGAGCGGCGGUUCCGGCAGCAGCGGUACCUGUCGGCGCCGGAGCGGGAGCACCUGGCCAGCCUGAUCCGCCUCACCCCCACCCAGGUGAAGAUCUGGUUCCAGAACCACCGCUACAAGAUGAAGCGGGCCCGGGCCGAGAAAGGUAUGGAAGUGACUCCUCUUCCCUCCCCGCGGCGGGUGGCCGUGCCGGUCUUAGUCAGGGACGGCAAGCCCUGCCACACGCUCAAAGCUCAGGACUUGGCAGCCGCGACUUUCCAGACGGGAAUCCCCUUCUCCGCCUAUAGCGCCCAGUCUCUACAGCAUAUGCAAUACAACGCCCAGUACAGCGCUACCAGCAACCCCCAGUACCCCACAGCACACCAUUUGGUACAAGCUCAGCAAUGGACUUGGUGAAGGCUGGAGGGGAGCGCGCCCGCACGCACACACUAGCCCCACACACACACAGAAAAAGGAGGAAAAACAAAAAUAAUAAAGAGA
This is a messenger RNA of Aquila chrysaetos chrysaetos, 1763 nucleotides long. It is a transcript of the gene NKX2-2, whose product is annotated as NK2 homeobox 2. The record is from RefSeq and is a predicted model, not a curated record. The transcript has 2 exons. Gene Ontology annotation, cellular component: nucleus. Bases 861 to 1679 code for a protein of 272 amino acids. Gene Ontology annotation, molecular function: RNA polymerase II cis-regulatory region sequence-specific DNA binding; DNA-binding transcription factor activity, RNA polymerase II-specific. NCBI's taxonomy places the organism in Eukaryota, Metazoa, Chordata, Aves, Accipitriformes, Accipitridae. Gene Ontology annotation, biological process: regulation of transcription by RNA polymerase II; cell differentiation.